AUGAAGCACCUCGCCGCUUACCUUCUCCUCGGCCUCGGUGGCAACACCUCCCCCUCUGCCAAGGACGUCAAGGCUGUCCUUGAGUCCGUCGGCAUUGAGGCUGAUGACGAGCGCCUGAACAAGCUCAUCUCUGAGCUCGAGGGCAAGGACAUCAACGAGCUCAUCUCUGAGGGCUCUGGCAAGCUCGCCUCCGUCCCCUCUGGUGGCGCUGGCGGUGCUGCCCCCGCUGCUGGCGGUGCUGCCGCUGCUGGCGGUGACGCCCCCGCCGAGGAGGCUGCCAAGGAGGAGGACAAGGAGGAGUCUGACGACGACAUGGGAUUCGGUCUCUUCGACUAA
Molecule: messenger RNA, 336 nt
Organism: Colletotrichum spaethianum
Lineage: Eukaryota; Fungi; Ascomycota; Sordariomycetes; Glomerellales; Glomerellaceae
Product: 60S acidic ribosomal protein P2
Exons: 3
Coding region: 1-336 (111 amino acids)
Biological process (GO): cytoplasmic translational elongation; translation
Cellular component (GO): ribosome; cytosolic large ribosomal subunit
Molecular function (GO): structural constituent of ribosome
Source: RefSeq, a predicted model, not a curated record